AUGGAAACUGGAGCAGAAAAAUCAAGUCUGGAGUCACCUCUGAUUCUGAACCAAGAAAGCAGCCAUGAAGUUGAUGGGGAUGUAUCUCAACAAGGUUGUUUUUGCAGAGACGAUUUUAUUGGAGAAGCAAAGAAGCAACUAUGGCUUGCAGGGCCUCUUAUAGCAGUUAGUUUGUUGCAGUAUUGCUUACAAGUGAUAUCGAUUAUGUUUGUUGGCCAUCUCGGCGAGCUUGCUCUUUCUAGUGCUUCCAUGGCUUCUUCCUUCGCUUCAGUUAUUGGUUUCAGUGUAUUGCGAACGAUAAUUCAGAAUCACAGUCCAGUGUCGGACAUAUCAAUAGGAAAUGCUAUUUGCUUUGUAAGAAUUAACUUAACUUGUAUGAAAUUGUGUGGUGAUGGUGCACCUAGCAGCGUGACUAGUUCAGCGGCAGAUGGAGUUGGAACUUAG
This is a messenger RNA of Dovyalis caffra, 444 nucleotides long. The record is from the annotation of a GenBank genome assembly. NCBI's taxonomy places the organism in Eukaryota, Viridiplantae, Streptophyta, Magnoliopsida, Malpighiales, Salicaceae.